Molecule: messenger RNA, 4617 nt
Organism: Monopterus albus (swamp eel)
Lineage: Eukaryota; Metazoa; Chordata; Actinopteri; Synbranchiformes; Synbranchidae
Gene: tnfrsf21
Product: tumor necrosis factor receptor superfamily, member 21
Exons: 6
Coding region: 396-2402 (668 amino acids)
Biological process (GO): signal transduction; neuron apoptotic process; negative regulation of T cell proliferation
Cellular component (GO): plasma membrane
Molecular function (GO): protein binding
Source: RefSeq, a predicted model, not a curated record
GCGACUGGCUGAGACGUGGCGCUAACUCCCGCCUCUCCGUGUGCGCGUCACCGCGGCAGUUUCUGUGCCCCGCACAGCGCACAGGGAGCCACUGCACACGGACAAACCCAGGCGAGUCGAGUCUGCGAUUCCAUUGUGGCCGUCAUCCACCAUCGCUAUGGGAAUUACCACAGCGUUCUUCCUUAACCAAGCUGUCCUCCCUUCGGAAACCGCACCACCUGCAGACACCGACUAUCAAACACUGCAGCUGAAAGCGUUGCUGCACCAGAGACUGGCUCAGCGCCUCACCUCCGGCAAACUGAGGAGGAGGAUGAGGAACACCUAGAGAUUAAAAGUGUUUUCUCUAGCAGACAACUUGGACAAGGACGUUUGUUGGAAUCUUUUACAUCAGGACGAUGCAUGCCACGUGUGUGUCCGCGGUGCUCCUGUAUACCGUGGUGGUUGACAUCUCCUGGGUUUUGACCACACCCAGCUCAGCUGACCAGCCCAUUUUCUCUCCUCGCCACUAUCGACACACAGACCCUGAAUCAGGUGCCCAGCUGGUCUGCAAUAAGUGCCCGGCAGGUACCUACGUGUCUGCCCACUGCUCCCCCUCAGCGGUGAGGGAGUGCAGCCCCUGCCCCGAAGGCACCUUCACACGGGGCGAGAAUGGGGUGCAGCAGUGUCAUCGCUGUCGGGCUAUGUGUCCUGCAGGUUUUAUUGAGAAAGCACCCUGCAUGGCCACCCAGGACCGUAUCUGCACAUGUCCACCCAACAGCUUCUUUUCAGUGAGUGGUGGCAUACAGUGUAAGCCCCACUCACUGUGCCCUCCUGGGACAAGGGUGAAAAAACGAGGCAGUGAAACCGAGGAUGUGAUCUGUAAACUGUGCACCAAGGGGACUUUUUCAGAUGUGAAGUCGAGCGCGAUGAGGUGCCACACCCACACAGACUGCCAAGCUCGGGGGCUGGUGCUGCUCACACCAGGGACUAGAGAGACAGAUAAUGUCUGUGGAUUCCCUCCUACAGUUCUGUCCUCCUCUUCAUCCUUCUCUACAACCACCAGACUGGGGCCUCCGCAGGUUGUGCUUGUACAGGCGUUCCUAACUUCUUCACCUUCUCCAUCAUCACCACUGACCGGACCUGGACAUAAAGGUACCUACCGCCAGUCAGCAGCCAUUCAACUGAGGGAAAGUCCAAGUGGGGAAGACCACCUUGCAGAGGGGCUACUCCUUAGCCAGCCUGGCACUCCCUCCCCAUACAACCGUGAUCCCCCAAGGACUCCACCAACCCCAGCUCACAAGCAACCAGUGAAUUACGAGCAACAGUGGGGGCAACCCACUUCUGACCUUCUUCCAGGGCACAGCAAGUGGCAGCUGGAGGGUGUGGAGGGUACAGACAUAGUCAGAGUUGGGACAGGUAGCCAGAUAGCUGGCCACGGGAAUGGAGGAGGCAGAGGUGGGGUCUCCGGCUACUAUAGGCCCACUCGCAGAGGGACCCCAAGGUUGAGCACCCAUAAUCAUUUUGACAUCAAUGAACACCUUCCCUGGAUGAUUGUGCUUCUGCUCCUGCUGAUGCUAGUGGUGAUUGUGGUGUGUAGCAUGAAGCGGAGCUCUCAGGUACUGAAGAACGGCCCCGUGCAGGACCCAGGCAGCAUCAUGGAGAAGGCGAUUCAGAAGAAACCAUCUGCGUCUCUAACGCAGUUUAAAGAGAAGUGGAUCUACUAUUCCAAUGGACAGGGGGUGGAUAUACUGAAGCUGGUGGCAGCCCAGGUGGGCACCCAGUGGAUCGACAUCUAUCAGUCACUGGCUAACGCUACAGGGUGUGAGGUGGCAGCCUUCUCCAGUGACUACUCAUCAGAUCAUGCACGGGCAUACGCAGCCCUGCAGCACUGGACCAUCUGGGACAGUGAUGCCAACCUAGCCAAGUUGAUCAACGUCCUGCACCGACAGCGCCGCAUUGAUGUGGUGGAGAAGAUCCGCUGUGUCAUGGAGGACAACCUGCAGUUUGACAUCAACCAGCUGAUGACCACAGUGAAUGUAAGUCAAAGCCUCAGUCCCAUCCACAAGCCGCUGGAGUCACCAGUGGACCGCACUAAAGCCUUCUUCCCUGAUGAAUCAGAGCCUCUGCUGCGCUGUGACUCCACCUCCAGCAAAGACUCUGCCCUCAGUAGGAAUGGCUCCUUCAUUACCAAAGAGAAGAAAGACACUGUGCUCCGGCAAGUGCGUCUGGACCCAUGCGACCUACAGCCUAUCUUUGACGACAUGCUGCAUAUCCUGAAUCCAGAUGAGCUACAUGUUAUUGAGGAGAUUCCGGCCGCAGAGGACAAGCUGGACCAGCUUUUUGAGAUUGCAGGAGUCAAGAGUCAGGAGGCCAGCCAGACGCUAUUGGACUCUGUCUACAGCCACCUCCCUGACCUGUUAUAGUGGAGGAAGAAGGAAGAAACCACACAGAGAAGACCUAGAUUUAAAAAGAAUAUCUGAGUGGGAUGGGAUGAGCCAGAUGUGGUAUUGCUCAGAUUACACUUCGUCUGAUAUUUCAUAUUACUGAGUUUGAAUCAUUGUAUUAUUUUAUCACAUGAUAUGAACACUGGUAUCUUCACUGAUACUUAACUACUCUUUACCCCAAUAUCAUCCUCUGUUAUGUGUGUACACACCAUCACUCCUUCAAAACACUUUUUACCUAUCUUCUACCAUGAUGAAGAGUCAAUAGUCAAUGCAUUGAAAACAUUCUAUGUGUUCAGGCAAGGAGUGUUUUCACUUUACAUAUAUACAUGUUCAGCCUUGUUGGUAUCCCGCAAGUUUUAUGACAUUAACAGUGAGACUUAACAGUCCCCAAACUUUAUCUUAACUGGCCAAUGCUUUCAUCUUCAAGAGAUAUCAAUGCUUUUUGUUGGCUGUGCCAAUCAUUCAGAAUCAAUCAACUAGAAAAAAAGGCCCAAACGUUAUAUGCCUAAACUUGCUAAAUAUCCUUUUUCUCUCCUCAUGAGCCCUAUUGUUUCGCGUCUACCUCCUCCAGCUUCCUGUACCUGGAGCAGAUCAUCUGUGGGUGCUAGCAUUUUGGCUUGUAACUGCUCUGCCAGACCAUCAGGUGUCAGCAUUAGAUUUGACAUCUGACCUGCUGUUCUGGAACCCAAAGCUAUAUAUCAAAUGUACUGGAUUAAAUGUCAAAAUAAUAUUACAAUAAUGUAGUAAUACAUUAUCCAAUAUAAUUAUGCAAGACUUUAUAGUGAAUUUGUGUAAGAAGGCCCCAAAGUGACUUAAAGUGAACAGUAAUGAUACAGUACAGUAUGUGCUGCCCCAGCCUGCCUCUCUAUAACCAAAGCCAAAUAUCUGAAACUGUUUAGAUAUGUUGCUUUGGCACUGAUGGACUUGUGGACACAAUGAAUACUUCUGCCAGUACGUACAUUCAGCUCUUUGCUAAAUAGCCCUGUUUGUCUCAACACAUGUAACACUGAUAAAGUGUUGGUGUCUGAGCAUUUCAGUGCUGUAAUACAAAUAACUGUGUACAAGUGUUUUUUUUUCACUGCUUUAUGAUGUUAAAUGUACUAUAUAGUUGAAAUUAAAAUGUAAUGAUACACCAAUUCACUUUUCCAUUAGAGACACAGCCAUAUUUUCUGCUCCCCAUUUUCUCUUUCUUUAAUUCUGAAAUGCUGAUAAUUUGUAAUGUUUUCUACAUCAAGUUUAUUAUAUUAUUUUAGCACCUCUUUUUUUAGCAUUUUGACUUAUUUGUAUCAUGUUUUUCUGGGCAUUCAGAUGUAUUCCCUCCCCACCUGGUAUUAUAGGAUGCCCUGGCUGGGAUGAUAAUGAUGAUUAUAAUCAAUUUAUUUGGCCAUGUUACACACACAAGGAAUUUGUCUCCGGCAGCCAUCUGCAGCAUCAACACACACACACACACGGGUGGUGGCUCUGGCUCUGCAGGGCACUGCUCUGGCCAUCAGGGGCCAUUUGGGGUUCAGUGUCGCGCCCAAGUACAUGUCAAUAUGUGGACUGUAGGCAUCAAAAAUUGAACUUACAACCUCCGACUUGGGACACAACUGCUCUACCUGUGAGUUACAGCUUCCCCAAUGUAAGGUAUUAUAUACUCCAUACUCUACUUGAAGUCUGUCUACUUGUGUUGAUUUCGCUGAUGAAGGAAUAAUGUCCUUUUUCAGUUCCCUCCAUGUUCAGCAUUGUUAAAAGAAGAAUACAGCUGAAAGGCACCACCAAAAACUCACCAGUCUUUAACAGAUGGUUUCACAUCUGUCACAAGCAGCAAAGGAGGAAUUUUGACAAAGCCAGGUACUAUCCAUGCUACUGUGGUGCUAGAUGUGAACUCUCAGCAGUUGACCUGACACAAAGGGAUGUAACCCCAGACUAAUGACUAUUUAAAGUAUUCCAGACUGAGUGAAGCAUGAAGGCUGAUGUGGACUGUGGAUUGUUGAUGUUAAUGAUGAUGUGUGUUUGUUCUGUCCUGUGCUCUAGAAUCUCAAACAGCAGAGUGGGAGCAUUUUAUUUUCUAAGGACUUUGGAGCAGAUGAGAUGUGAAACACAAAUGUAGCACGAGUGGGUGAUUUAAUCAAAUGUCACUCUUGUAACCAGUAUGUUUACUACUAUAUAAUCUCCUCAAAUCAACCAAUAAAACUCAAAACAUUUGUCAUAA